AUGCCACAUAUACUUGUUAGUACAAGAAUUCGUCUAGAAUCAGGUCCGACUAUUCUCGGUGAUGAACAAACAGAUCCUGAACUGAUGGCUUAUUUAGGUGCACAACUUUUUCAUGAAAAAUGUAACAAUUAUUCUGAAUAUCGUACAGAUGAUUGUGUACGUAUUGUCCUUGACAAACUUGAAAUACUUGGUUAUCGUGUUAUGUCAAUGACAGGCAUUGGACAAACAUGUAUUUGGCUUUUACAUAAAGAUUAA
Adineta steineri is the source of this 255-nucleotide messenger RNA. The record is from the annotation of a GenBank genome assembly. Lineage: Eukaryota; Metazoa; Rotifera; Eurotatoria; Adinetida; Adinetidae.